Molecule: messenger RNA, 1857 nt
Organism: Fukomys damarensis (Damara mole-rat)
Lineage: Eukaryota; Metazoa; Chordata; Mammalia; Rodentia; Bathyergidae
Product: kinesin-like protein KIF20B
Exons: 5
Coding region: 163-1788 (541 amino acids)
Source: RefSeq, a predicted model, not a curated record
AUUUUAGGGUAAAACUUAAGAAAUAAUUUAGAAAAUGUUUCAAUUUGAAAAUGUUUCAAUUUUAAAGCAAAAAUUCAUUGGUGUACUAUGAAGUUAUUUAUAUAGUUUGCAUAUUUAUUGUAACUUUAUGUGAAUGAAGGUUCAUUAAUUUUGCUUUAGGACAUGGCUGGUAUGUCUUCUUUAAUAAACAGUAAAUCGGCUUGUAAUGAAACAGCUGAAAUUCCUAAGGGCAGCAGAAACAAAACUAAUUUAGAAAGGAAGAGAGCAAAUGAAAAUGAACUUGAGCAAGAUGAACCACCAGCAGAGAAAGGAUCUGUAUUUGUUAACUCAUUUAUCACCAAAGACCAAAAGAAAAGUGAAGAAAUACAAAAGACCAUUUCAGAAGAUGAGGACGAUAUUAGAGUUUUACAAGAAAAGAAUAGAGAGCUGAAAACACUUGUACUUAUCAUUGAGAGUAAACUUAAAAGGGAAAAGGAGGAGAAAGACAAACUGUACUUCUCAUUGAGACAACUUUCCUGUUCUGAAGAACUGCAACAGCAACUUUCCUGUUCUGAAGAAAAGAGUUUAACUUUAAGUAGAAAGGUCCAACAAAUUCAGGCAAAUUAUGACAGCAUAAUUGCUGAAGUAAUAAGUGUGCAGAAAAAUAUAAAACAAGAACCGGAAGAAAAGAUCAUGAAAUUGUCAGAGAAGAUAGAAGUUGCUACAAGAAACAUCACAAGCAAAUUUUCACAAAUAAAAUUAAUACAAACAAAAAUAGAUGAACUGCGUUCACUUGAUUCAGUUUCUCAGAUCUCAAACAUAGAUUUACUCAAGCUCAAGACUCAGUCAAAUGGUCUAGAGGAAGAGAAUUUGCCAGACAUACAGUUAAACCUUUCAAGUAAUAAUUUUUUGGCAAGUAAGCAGGUUAAAGAAUAUCAUAUUCAAGAACUCAGUAGGGAGAGUUCUUUCUACUCUAGUAUUGAAGCCAUUUGGGAAGCAUGUAAAGAAAUGGUGAAGGCCUCCUCCAAAAAAAGUCAUAAGAUCCAGGAACUACAACAACAAAUUGAAAAAUUACAGGCGGAAAUAAAAGGUUAUAGGGAUGAAAAGUGUGUACUAAAAGUAAAGCACAGAGGGCUUGAGAAUCAAGAUGACCUACAAAAAGAAAGAGAAAAUCUUAUACAGCAGCUGAAAGAAGAACGGCAAGAGAAAAAUGCUAAUCUUAAUGUUCAAGGACAGCUUGUAGUUGAAGGAAAGAAAGCACUUUCAGAGCUGACACAAGAUGCUAUUUGUUAUAAGGCAAAAAUAAAGGAACGUGAAAGAACCCUAGAGACUCAGAAAGAAGAGUGUAGUCAUUUAGCUAAGUUAGAGCAAGACAUUUUGGUAAAAGAAUCCGUCAUCUUAAAGCCAGAAGAAAAUCUGAAGGAAUUUCAAGCAAAUCUUAAUGAUUCUAUCAAAAACACCACAGAUUUAAAUGAAAAGGAAGUUAAGUUGAAAGAAGAAAUCACACAGUUAACAAGUAAUUUACAGGAUCUGAAGCAUUCACUUCAAUUAAAGGAAGAGGAAAAAGAAGCCAACAGGCAAGAAACAGAAAAAUUGAAGGAGGAACUCUCUGAAAGCUCUGCUGUCACCCAAAAUCUGAAAGCAGAUCUUGGGAGAAAAGAAGAAGAUUAUGCUGAGCUGAACGAGAAACCGACUGAUGCCAAAAAGCAAAUCGAGCAAGUACAGAAAUCGGUAGGUUAUGUGAAAAGUUGUGUGGCCCUUCUCAGAUGGGAAAGAUCAUUUCUCUUGUCUAGAAAGUUUAGGUGCUAAUUUUAGAUCUGACCAGAGCAUUUAUCAACUUUGUAAUAUUUCUUGAUGAGAAUAGUUAUUUUAUAAAAG